This is a messenger RNA of Hermetia illucens (black soldier fly), 2363 nucleotides long. RefSeq names its product transmembrane protein 184C. The record is from RefSeq and is a predicted model, not a curated record. Gene Ontology annotation, molecular function: transporter activity. Bases 1 to 1650 code for a protein of 549 amino acids. The transcript is spliced from 7 exons. NCBI's taxonomy places the organism in Eukaryota, Metazoa, Arthropoda, Insecta, Diptera, Stratiomyidae. Gene Ontology annotation, biological process: transport.
AUGUGUAAGGGAAGCUGGCGUCAGAUUUGUGGCGAAUGGCGACUAUGGAUUCGUCCACUGCUUAUCCUAAUUUAUGUUCUGUUCGCGAUCAUUAUCAUUCCGCUGCUAAUAGUGAACUCGGUGAAGGACGGGUUCACGCGCAAGGAUCAGUUGAUUCUGAUUGGGGGCCUCUUUGUGCUGGCAGCUGUCCCCAUUUCAGUUUGGCACAUUACACAACAUAUCAUCCACUUUACGAAACCCAUUCUGCAGAAACACAUCGUACGGAUACUAUGGAUGGUCCCGAUUUAUGCAUUAAAUGCGUGGCUGGGUCUGCUGUUUCCCCAACAUUCGAUCUACGUGGAUUCCCUGCGAGAAUGCUACGAAGCCUACGUGAUUUACAACUUCAUGGUCUACUUAUUGAACUACUUGAAUCUCGGCAUGGAUUUGGAAAUGAGCUUAGAGCAUAAGCCUCAAGUGAAGCACAUAUUCCCGUUGUGCUGCAUGCGACCGUGGGAGAUGGGCCGCGAGUUCAUUCAUAAUUGCAAACAUGGAAUCUUGCAGUACACAGUGGUCAGGCCGAUAACGACGUUCGUGUCCGUCAUCUGUGAGAUAGGCGGGGUUUAUGGUGAAGGAACCUUUAAAGCAAAUGUUGCUUUUCCAUAUAUUAUAUUUGUAAAUAAUGUAUCCCAAUUUGUCGCUAUGUAUUGUUUGGUAUUAUUUUAUCAAGCCAACAAGAUUGAUUUGAAGCCGAUGGGUCCAAUACCAAAGUUUUUGUGUAUUAAAGCGGUCGUUUUCUUCUCAUUCUUCCAAGGCGUCAUCAUCAAUUUCCUAGUAUAUUAUGGAUACAUUAAGGGUAUAUUUGGUGCCGAUGACGAAACAGAUGAUGCAAAAGGGUUGGCAUCAGAAUUGCAGAACUUCCUUAUCUGCAUUGAAAUGUUUCUGGCAGCAUUGGCUCACAUCUACAGUUUCCCACAUCAACCAUUCCACCUGCCACAUUACACUCAACACCGGAGCUGGUAUGAUGCAUUACUAGCAAUGCUCGACAUAUCAGACGUACAGGAAGAUGUAAGCGAACACAUAGGAGUUGUAGGAAGUUCGCUAAGUCGACGAUUCCGCGGACGAACAAACUAUCAAGUGCCUCGUAGCGGCUCAAAUAACGAGACCCAAUACUUGAUACCGCAUAUGAGUGCCUCGCAAUGCUAUCAGAGCGGACUGGAAACUGGCCCUGCAAAUGCAAUAUCAAAUGUAGCCUCAACUUCAGGUAGCCAAUCGAAAAAUAAGUAUGGAGCGUUUGAUUCUCACCGGCAACAGGCACCGUCAUCAAAUCAAGGCAUAACUAUCAUUAAAGAGGCGAGAGAGUACUCUCCACACCACGGAGCCCCUACGUCGUCCAGUAACUUUUUGCUGAAUCGUUCCGGACCGGGUGCAGGUGAUUCAAGUAUAUCAAUGAAAAACGACAUAACGACAAACACAUCGUCGAAAUCUGAGUCGACUUCAGUGCAUACAGGUGCUGUGGCGAGUGGUAGUGGAAGUGGCACUCAAUCGAAUAUAAGAAAAUCAGAUAGUAGUGCCAGCGACUGGCUAAGUACACCAACAGAUGAAAUGAUGGGAAUCGAUGUGAAAGGUGUCGAGAAGGACCGGAUAACAUUCUUCACGGACCCACGAGCAUAGAGGGGACUUUUAUCUAUCAUAGACCGAGUCGGCUGUUGUGUGGAAAUAACCGCCUGAAGCGUGGCGAAUAAGGGCGGGUAGUUAAUUACAUAUAUUCAUCGCUUAUAUCCAACUUUUCAACUUAUUGUUAUGCUACGAGUAUGUUCCGUUUAGUUCUAAGACAGAUUAAUAAGUAAACGUCUUUUUGUUACUCUCAUUUUUUUAACGAUAUUUAUUCAUGUUCGAUACAUUUUCCACAUUUUAUUUAAGGCAGAUUAUACAGUGAUCAAUGCUUAAUAAAAUCAUAUUAGAUAGCCUAUGACAUAGCCUAGCAAACUUUCCGCAAAAAAAAAAUCUAAGAUAUUGCUGCGUCCAUGCGUAGCUUUUGUGUAUUUAAAAAUAUUGAAGAUAAGACUUUGUUACCGAAGAAUUUAAAAAGAAAUAUAUAAUGUUAACAGAAUUGUAGAUAUAAACACUUUUUUCCAAUCAUUUUUUUUAUAUAUUAUGCAAAACAACUGUAAGAUUCAUAAUAAGAACAGCUUUUCGUGUUUUAUGUUGAGAAGUAAAAGAGGAAGAUAUAUUUAUAAGCUUUGGGAAGGAAGUAGGAAUAACUAUUGAAAAGUAUUCAGCGUCUACCAGAGAUUGUAACUAAAUUCAUUGUUUUGGAAUGAGAUCAAAUCACAUGGAUAACAUUGAUUCCAAAAUAAAUAUAGAUAUUUAUAUUUCUAGUCAAA